Messenger RNA from Camelus dromedarius (Arabian camel), 941 nucleotides. Its product is annotated as cytochrome P450 2J6. Lineage: Eukaryota; Metazoa; Chordata; Mammalia; Artiodactyla; Camelidae. The coding region runs from base 1 to 852 and encodes 283 amino acids. The record is from RefSeq and is a predicted model, not a curated record. Gene Ontology annotation, cellular component: cytoplasm; intracellular membrane-bounded organelle. Gene Ontology annotation, biological process: xenobiotic metabolic process. Gene Ontology annotation, molecular function: oxidoreductase activity, acting on paired donors, with incorporation or reduction of molecular oxygen, reduced flavin or flavoprotein as one donor, and incorporation of one atom of oxygen; heme binding; iron ion binding. The transcript is spliced from 5 exons.
AUGCUCCCUUGGGCCUUCCGCCGCCUCCCAGGCCCCCACCAGGAGAUGUUUAGGUACCAGGAGGCUGUUCAGGGCUACCUCUGCCAGGAGAUCAACAGACACAAACUCAGCGCCUCUGAAGCCCCCAAGGCCUUCAUCAGCUGCUACCUGGCCCAGAUCACCAAGGUGGACGACCCUGUCUCCACAUUCAGUGAGGACAACCUGAUCCAGGUGGUGAUCGAUCUGUUUCUGGGAGGCACGGACACCACGGCCACUACCCUGCGCUGGGCACUCUUCUAUAUGGUCCAGCACAGAGCCAUCCAGGGGAAGGUGCAGCAGGAGCUGCACACAGUGCUCGGCACCUCUGGGGCGGUCCGCUACGAGGAUCGAAAGCGACUGCCCUACACCCGCGCGGUUCUCCACGAGGUGCAGCGCGUAAGCAGCGUCGUGACCGUGGGCGCUGUGCGCCAGUGCGUGACCUCCACUCGUGUGCAAGGCCACCCUGUGCCCAAGGGCACCAUCAUAUUGCCCAACCUGGCCUCUGUGCUCUAUGACCCUGAGUGUUGGGAGACCCCCCAACAGUUCAACCCUGGCCACUUCCUGGACAAGGAUGGAAACUUCCUGGUCAAUGAAGCCUUCCUACCAUUCUCUGCAGGGCAUAGGGUGUGCCUAGGGGACCAGUUGGCUCGGAUGGAGCUUUCUCUGAUGUUUGCCACCCUCCUCAGGACCUUUCAGUUCCAACUGCCAGAGGGGAGCCCAGGGCUCAGGCUGGAUUACGUCUUUAGGGGCACUCGGCAGCCCCAGCCCCAGAAGAUCUGUGCCGUGCCUCGUCUGAGCUGCCCCAACACAGGUCCUAGAGAGGAGGGCUUGUAGCCAGCAGGAGUCUGGAGACUGUCUUCCACAAAGUCCUUCCUCAGUCUCUCUUGGCUCCUGCAAAUUUGAAGAGCAGCUCAGCUGCCCAU